Molecule: messenger RNA, 5668 nt
Organism: Peromyscus californicus insignis
Lineage: Eukaryota; Metazoa; Chordata; Mammalia; Rodentia; Cricetidae
Gene: Ctnnal1
Product: catenin alpha like 1
Exons: 20
Coding region: 103-2382 (759 amino acids)
Biological process (GO): Rho protein signal transduction; cell adhesion
Molecular function (GO): cadherin binding; actin filament binding
Source: RefSeq, a predicted model, not a curated record
CUAGGGGUGGGGCCUCGGUGCCGCGAGGCGGCAGGCGACCGACGGGCUGGUUGGCGGGCCCGCACUGGUGCGGAGAGCGGGCUGUACGACCGGUGGAGGGCUAUGGCCGCUUCUCCGGGCUCUGGUGGCGGCGGCGGUGCGGGAGCUGUCCACUCCUGCAACACGUCUGGCUUCGCCUUCGACUCGGGACUGGAGAUCAGAACGCGCUCGGUGGAGCAGACGCUGCUGCCCCUGGUUUCUCAGAUUACCACACUUAUUAACCAUAAAGAUAAUACCAAAAAGUCUGAUAAAACUCUGCAAGCAAUUCAGCGUGUGGGACAAGCUGUCAACUUGGCAGUUGGAAGAUUUGUUAAAGUAGGGGAAGCUAUAGCCAAUGAAAACUGGGAUUUGAAAGAAGAAAUUAGUAUUGCCUGCAUUGAAGCUAAGCAAGCAGGAGAAACAAUUGCAGCACUCACGGAUGUGGCCAGAUGGAAUCAUCUGGACUCGGACGGCCAGAGCACAAUUCUGACAGACAAAUCAGGAGUUGUGCAGGCCGCCAGGCUGCUGCUGUCCUCGGUGACAAAGGUGUUGCUGCUGGCGGACCGUGUCGUCAUCAAGCAGAUAGUGACGUCCAGAAACAAGGUUCUUGCAACCAUGGAGAGACUGGAGAAAGUAAACAGCUUCCAGGAGUUUGUUCAGAUAUUCAGUCAGUUUGGAAAUGAAAUGGUGGAGUUUGCGCAUCUGACGGGAGACAGACAAAAUGAUUUGAAAGAUGAAAAGAAAAAGGCCAGAAUGGCAGUGGCAAGGGCUGUGCUUGAAAAGGGCACAAUGAUGCUCCUCACAGCUUCAAAGACAUGUCUCAGGCAUCCCAGCUGUGACUCAGCCCAUAAAAACAAAGAAGGAGUGUUUGACCGGAUGAGAGUGGCCCUGGAUAAGGUCAUCGAGAUCGUGACUGAGUGCAAACAGAACGGAGGGACUGACAGCUCAUCUAUCAGCAUUUUUGCUGGGAUUAAAGAGUUGAAGUUGAAUAUUGAAGCUCUUCGGGAGAAUCUUUACUUUGAGUCCAAGGAGAACCUUUCUGCUGCAUUGGAGGUCAUCUUGGAGCGUGUGGAGGACUUCACCGAUUCUGCCUACACCAGCCAUGAGCACAGGGAACGCAUCUUGGAGCUGUCUACUCAGGCGAGAACAGAACUGCAACAGUUCGUUUCCGUGUGGAUGCAAGCUCAAAGCAGGAAGACCAAGAGUGCUGCCGAGGAGCUGGAGCUCACUGUCCUGAAGGUCAGCCAUGGGCUCAACGAGCUGAGGAAAGAGCUUUAUCAUACAGCGCUGCAGCUGGCAGGCGACCUGUUAAAAUUCCACGCUGAUCAUGUGGUUUUAAAAGCAUUAAAACUUACUGGAGUAGAAGGAAAUUUGGAAGCAUUGGCUGAAUAUGCCUGUAAACUCUCUGAGCAGAAAGAACAGCUCGUUGAGAUGUGUCGGGUGUUGCGGCAUGUGUCUGGCACGGAACCCCUUGAAAUAACCUGCAUACAUGCAGAAGAGACAUUUCAGGUGACUGGGCAACAGAUCAUUUCUGCUGCGGAGACACUGACGCUGCAUCCUUCUAGCAAAAUCGCCAAGGAAAACCUGGACGUGUUUUGUGAGGCUUGGGAGUCUCAGAUUAGUGACAUGGCAGCGCUGCUCAGAGAGAUCAGUGACGUGUUUGAAGGAAGACGAGAUCAGCCUCAGCCAAAGGAAACAGGAAUCAAGCUGCCUGGUAAUAAAUCGGCCCUGGUGAGCACAAGAAAAAAUUUUAAAGGAGAGAAGUACGACCAUCUUUCGCUUCCAAAGCCCAUGAAGAAUAACGCAAACCUGAAAUCCUUAAAGCCUGACAAACCUGAUUCAGAGGAGCAGGCCAAGAUAGCGAAGCUGGGCCUGAAGCUUGCUUUGCUCACCUCCGAUACUGACUGUGAACUUGAGAAGUGGGAGGAUCAGGAGAAUGAGAUUGUUCAACACGGCCGGAACAUGUCCAGGAUGGCCUACUCUCUGUAUUUGUUUACUAGAGGAGAGGGACCACUGAAAACAUCACAGGACUUAAUUCACUUCCUAGAGGUUUUUGCUGCAGAGGGAUUAAAGCUUACUUCAAAUGUACAGUCAUUUUCGAAACAGCUGAAAGAUGAUGACAAACUUAUGCUUCUCCUGGAAAUAAACAAGCUAAUUCCUCUAUGCCACCAGCUUCAGACAAUAACUAAGACAUCUUUGCAGAACAAAGUGUUCCUAAAGGUUGACAAGUGUAUUACAAAGAUAAGGUCCAUGAUGGCUCUUGUGGUCCAGCUCCUGUCACUGUGCUAUAAGCUACUGAAGAAGGUGGAAAAUAACAAGUGGGUGUCAGCGGCGAAUAAAGACACCAUGGAUGGUAAGACUUGAGCAGCCUGCAGUUCAUCUCUGGAGUAUCGUGUGGCACAGCGGACCUUUCUAAAAAGCAAAUGAUCCUUUGUAUUUUCAGAAAUUCAUCGGUUUUUUUUUUUUUUUUAAAGAGAAUGCUGAAAUCUUUCUUCUGAUCUUCAGAUUAGAAAGCUUAACGAGAGUCACUGCCGUGGCAGUUGCUAAGAUUCUAAUGGCAGUGCGAUUUUAAAGUAGACGUUGUGUUCAGGAUGUUCUUCAGCACACACCAAAUGUCCUAGUUGUCUUAAUGACAACUGAAUCCCAAAGACGCAAUCAUGAAUGCACACUCCCCUUUGGCAUCCUUAACUGUUUUAUUUAAGCUGAUUAUCUACAACACUAAUUUCAGCAGAAAAUAUAUAGUGACCUGGUUGAAUGCAGAGUUUUUCUUAGACCUGUGGACUCUUCUUCAGUUCUUGUUGAAGCAGGCUAAGGGUCCCUCAGAUGCCUGGUCACAUCUCCGCUAGCAAUGUUGCUUCUAACAAGCAUCUCACCGGGUGAGGUCAUUAGGCCACAUCUGCCCCUCCCCUGCUUCAGAAAGGAAGACAACAGAAGUCACUCCAAAGAACCGUGGAGCAACAUCAGAAGAGGAAAUGGCUUUUUAUUCUAGCUGUAGUAUGUAUAGCUGACCACGUAGUCCUGGAUAGUAGAUGGAAUCCUAAGUAUUUUUUACUGGUUUAAAAACAGUUUUGAACUAUCCUUCUCAGUAUUGAUGGAAUGGCUGGGGCAGAAGACCGAACAUUAGAACCAAGAGGCUGUUUAAAUUCCAGAUACCUGUGCACUGUGUUUUAUAUAUAUGGCAUUGGAAUGCUCAUUUUCAGACGUUUUAACUCUAGGGUUUAAACUUUUUCUUGGGCUGGGGAAUUGACUCUGCUGGUAACCUGUUUACCUUAUAAGCUGUGUUGUAAAGCAAGGACAAGAUGGCCUAGGAGAUCGUUCAGCUGAUCUGCUGUAUUUCCGAGUAUCAGAACAAGGGCUGAGGAGGGAGAUGCACAGUACCAGCAUGUGCUGCACAGAUCUCUCAUCUCUUUAGCUCCCAUCAGAGAUGUUAACACAACUAGUUUUUCAAAAGCAGUGGAAUAAUGUUGCAGACUGCUGUUAAGGGGAAUGAUUGAAUGCAACCAUCUCCUGUGAAAUAGUCAGGAUUGUUACCAACUCAUACGAGUAAAAAUUCUGUGAUUUCUUUUUAAACUGAGAAGAAGGAUGCUACCUUCACUGGAUUCUCAGUGUAAAUAUUUUAGUAAUAAAGCAGAUCCCUCAAUAAAACUGUUAAGGACCAUCGGAUAUGUGGUAACAAUGACAUUAUCUUUGUUAACAAAAUAGGGAUUAUUAACUAGUAUUAAACAUGUGAUAAUGUACACUUCAAUAAAAAUUAUGUUCAGUAACUGAAUUUGUACCAACUAGUUUAACUUUGAUCCAUUAAGCAAAUUAGGGUGGGGCAUACUGAUCAAUAAUAACAUUAAAAGUGCCCUUGCAACCUGUACUGUUUUAUAUGUCUGUAUUUUCAAGUACUUCUAGCAUGGUUUUCCGUCUGUGAAACAAAACAUCCUUUUAACUUGCAAUAAAACUAGUGAAGAAACAUACAACCUGUGAAACACAUACAGACUCUCACAGCACGAGUCUCUUAGAAUCCUUCUGCCACUCAAAGUCAGGAUCUAUUGCUGCGUGCUUAACUUACAUCCCAUUGUGGUCCCUGUAGAUAGUAACUCACAGCCUUUGUCAAGUCUGAUGGUGUAACUAAGGGAUAGUCAUGCUGACACUCAGGUUAUAAGAGGUUUGUCUUAUGAAUUAAAUUUAUUUUUAAAAAAUUUUCCGGGGGCUCAGUGGUUAGAGCACCGACUGCUCUUCCAGAGGUCCUGAGUUCAAUUCCCAGCACCCACAUGGUGGCUCACAACCACCUGUAAUGAGAUCUGGCGCCCUCUUCUGGCCUGCAGGGACACAUGCAGGCAGAACGCUGUAUACAUAAUAAAUAAAUCUUUACAAAAUUUUUUUUUCCUUACAAAUAUUUGUAAGAAAAUUACAAAUACCUUUAUACACUUGACAAUAGAAUUAGCGGUGCCCAGGGGGUUGAAGCAACAGGGUAACAUGACGUCAACAGCAUGAGAGGACAGACUUCCAAGUCAGGUUUUCAUCUGUAUAAAACCAUUUUAUUGAAAGGAAAUUCAGUUUUAACCCCUCCUAGUUACAGGGAGCUACUUCUUUCUUCUCAAUAAACUUGGUUGUUUGGUUACGUUGAAAUCAUUGCAUUAAAAUCAGGAAAAUGACAGUCAUUUCAUGAUUUAAGAUCUUUUUGUUUUAAAUUCAGUGUAAAUGUCUAAUCUAAACCCAGAACUUCACAGCUGUUUUUUUUCUAAGCUAGAUAAUAUAGAAACCUUGCUCUGCUCUAUGCUGUGGAUAUCGCUCUGUAUAAAUAAACACUGAUUGGCCAGUGGCCAGGCAGGAAGUAUAGGCGGGACUAACAGAGAGGAGAAAAGAGGAAACAGGAAAGGAGAGGAGCCUCCGCAAGGACAAGGAAAAUGUAAGGUACCGAUAAGCCACAAGCCAUGUGGCCAAGUAUAGAUUAAUAGAAAUGGGCUAAAUGUAAGAGUAAGAAUGAUAGGCCUGAGCUAAUGGCCAAGCAGUUUAAAUAAUGUAAGAGUCUGUGUGUUUGUUUUAUGAGUGGGCUCCGGGACUGGCGGGACUUGGUGGGAGCUGUUGAGAAAUUCUCCAGCAACAGCUCUAAGACAUCUGUGCCUCUGGGUGAGACCUUCAUUACUACAAAGCGGCCGUCAGUAAAAUGUGUAGAUGGGAGUUACCGCCAUGCGUUUGCAGGAGCCAGCUCAGCACAGCAGCGUGAUUCUUCCAUUUGCUAGAAGAGCCCUUGCACAUUUCCAAGCUUUUCCAUGUAGAGUAGAAGGCAGACUCCACAAUCAUGCCCCUCCAGCAGCCUAGAGGGAAAAAGCCACAGCAGAGGGGGUGAGGCUGGGCUUUCCCAUUGCUCUUUGAAGCAGAUUUGGGAAGGAUGGACAAUUAAUUUUGUUUUUUCAAAGUAUUAAAUUGUUAAAAAAAUUAAUUAAGGCAAGGGGCUGGAGAGAUGGCUUAGAGGUUAAUAGUACUGGCUGCUCUUCUAGAGGUCCUGGGUUUACUUCCCAGCACCUACAUGGUGGCUCACAACCAUCUGGAAUUCCAAGGAGUCUGAUGUCUUCUUUUGGCAUCUACAGGCAUUGCAUGAAUACAAUGCACAUGCACAUAUGCAAGAAAACACAUUAAAAAAUCUUAAAAAAAAAAAAAA